Messenger RNA from Dreissena polymorpha, 1917 nucleotides. Its product is annotated as WW domain-binding protein 2-like. Gene Ontology annotation, cellular component: nucleus. Gene Ontology annotation, molecular function: chromatin DNA binding; transcription coactivator activity. Gene Ontology annotation, biological process: positive regulation of DNA-templated transcription. The transcript is spliced from 7 exons. The coding region runs from base 95 to 856 and encodes 253 amino acids. NCBI's taxonomy places the organism in Eukaryota, Metazoa, Mollusca, Bivalvia, Myida, Dreissenidae. The record is from RefSeq and is a predicted model, not a curated record.
UUAGGUUUUAUUUACAACAAUACAACUUCCGGGAUUUCAUUAAAAACAACAAUUACGAAAUACUUCAAAAUACUAUAUUUUGCCGUUUCUAAACAUGUCAAUAAACACAGCUCACGCUAACGGCGGAGUUUUGAUUUUCACAGGGGAGAGGAUCCUCCUUUACUGUGAUGGAGUGGAGAUGGGCUUUGAGCCCAGUUCUGUUCCACAUUUCAAAGGGAACAAGACUGGAACUCUUUACUUGACAACACACAGGGUGAUAUUCUGCAACAAAAGCACAAAGGAAAUGAUGCAGUCAUUUAGUCUGCCAUUCCUUCAGAUGCGAGGGGUUGAACUAGAGCAGCCGGUAUUUGGGGCCAAUUACAUCAAGGGAAAAAUGAUUGCUGAGCCUGGUGGUAACUGGACAGGUGAAGGAAAGUUCAAGAUGUGGUUCAAGAGUGGGGGAGCCAUUGAGUUUGGACAGGCAAUGUUGCAAGCAGGAAAAUUGGCCUCUCGGAACCGCCCCGCCCAGCCGCCUGCGUACACACCUCCCCAGGGCCCAUUCUACCAGGCUCCGCCCCCUGCCUACAGUGCUCCACACACAGACUACUAUGCCUGGGUGCCAUACCAGACCUUUCCAAAUGCCCCACCACCGGAGUAUGUGUACACGAUGAAUGCCCCUCCCCCAUACCCUGGGGUUGACCCUGCUUAUCCACCACCACAGGCCAUGGGCGGAGUUAUGUCUUCUGCAGAUGCCAAAGCAAUGGAGGCUGCUGGCAAUGGCUACUACAACCCGGCCAAUCCCCAUCAAGUCUACACGCCCGCACAGUACCCCUCUGCCCCACCAGCGUAUGAUGAAGUGACCAAGAAACACCAGUAGACUGGUUACCUGGAAUCAUUCCUCACAAACCAAUUCUUAGACUUAAGAAUAAAGAAUAGACUUAUAGCCAAAAAAUAGAUAAAGUAGUUGAAUACAUUCAGGCUACAAAUACUAUUGUCAUAAAUUUAUUGUUUUUGAUGAAUAAGUGUGUAUUAAGAAGUGUUUAAGUCCUUGUAUGAAAUUGUUUUUUACCAUGCAAACAUUAAUAUAUUAAGAAAUAUUCUUGUUGUCAGACUUAAGUCUUGGAAUUGAUUUAUGAAUACAUGCCCUGGCCAGUGGCCCUGAAACAUCAAUAUAGACUGGCUACACUCUAAAUGUUAAUGCGGUAGAAAGAUAAAGUGUACAAUAGGGACAUCUAUACUGUUGAAGAACAAAACAAUUGCUGUCUUGGUCACUUACAUUCUACUGUUAAAGACAUUUUCUUAUUUGAUGCACUUAUUGUUUGCUUGCAACAUGCAUUAAGUGACCUAGAACAUAUACAAGAUGUGUUCCUUGUAGUCAAAGUGUAGUGCAAAACAAUUGUUGAUACAUUAACAUUUUGAAGGUUUUUUAUUUCCUUUUGUAUGCGUUGUUUUUGUAUUAACUAUUAACUGUGCUGAAUAAAAAAUUAAGUAUUUAAAGAAAUUAAGGUAAUUAUGGUCUGAACAUUAUUGCCAACAUCUGAUAUAAGUGAACCCUUCAAGUUCCAAUGGCAAGUUUCCGUUACAAGUAUUUCUGAAAUCCUAAUUCUAAUAAUAUUGAACUGUACGUGGCAUGCUGUGGUUGUUAUUGUUAUCGUUUAAUAGCUUAAAGACAUUCAUCAUUUGUGGCAAAAAUCAUUUUGUGAUUGUUUGCAAGUUUAAUUUAACCAACUCAAUUGAUUAAUCUUGCAUGAACAAAUGCUGAAAGAAAGGACCAAUUGUAAGAAGUAAGAAGUGUAGGUCUAUAUUUUGGGAACCAUUAUCAAAUUGCAUGUGUUAACUUUCUGUAACUUUUUUGUUGAUUCCAUAAACAGUUGACCAAAAAAAGAAAUAUUUAAAAAAAAAGCAUGUAUCAUAUUUUCAUAAAAGUUGUUCUAUGUA